GAUACAACUUGGUACGAGUAUGAGAACGAUCACUAGGCCAUUGUAAAAGGAAAAUGUUCAGACAACACGUUCGGUUUAGUUCGCACGAAUAGUAUUCAAAGAGUCCUCAAAUAUUGUCUCCUUCCGAAAAGAAAAAAAAAGUACUGAUAAGCACUGGGGCAAGAACUAGCGAGAAGCACGGAAGACAACGGAAAAUCAGGCGUGAAGUGGUGAUCAAGCAUUAACUAAAUUAAACGAAAGGCGACGAAACGAAACGGAAGGAUAAGGACGAUCGAAUUUAUCAAUGAGUGCCGACUCACAGCAAACGACCUUCACAAGGCAGGCAACAAUUCUGCGAAAGAAUCUGGGAGAAUGGGACAUGGUUCUUCAUAAUCCUCGUGGAGAGGACUGGUCUAAAAUGCUUGGUAGGUUGAAUGCGGCACUUUCGGCAACCUCAACCCUAGACAACAACAUCGAGGACGUCAUGGAGCACUUUGUGUACUUGCCCAAGCGGGCGACGGCAAAUCCCCAAGACAUCCCGUUCUUUUUAUCUACCAAGCUGGAUUCUUCCGCAACAGAUGAGAGAAUGCCGGCAAACUCGUCGUCUCGAAAGAAAAAAGAUUCGACGGUUCAGGAUCUUUUGGCUAUGGGCGACCCUGUGCAGGUUUUAUCAAACUACGAAGAACAAGCGGCAAAAUUAGUACAGGAAUACGAAGAGGAGAUGGUCCGAUUUUGAAUAUUCUAGAAAUACAUUAUACAACUCUCGCAAAGAAACAACGCGGGUUCGGCUCUGUGGGUGGUGUGAAAGAUUGGACAAUCAGGCGUUGCUCUAUUGACAAACAUUCAAUUAAAUUAGCCACGAACUAAUUAGAAGGUCAGAAAACUGCACCAAUUGAAGUAUACGGUAGUAGACUCUCAACUUGAUUAUCUUUAUUUUAUAUCGAUGUUUAUGAUAAGUCGGACUUUGUCGGCAAGGUUGCUUAUUCUCGGUCAAGUAACCCUCGAGAUGUCAGGUGAUUCAUCAUUCUCGAAUCUUCGUCACCCUUUUGUCGGACAACAUCCUCUGACAAAACCAGAACAUGGACGCGAUCUGCAGAUGCCGCAAGCAAUCUUCUUCCGUCCGAUGACCAUUUCAAUUUGUUCAACCCUCGACCAGAGCCACCGUCUGGUUCUACAACAAUUCCAUCCAAUCCAGUGAUCGGCUCCUCCAUCGAAUGAGAAAAGUUCCACAGUCCAAUGGUUCCAUUACUAGAUGCAGUUGCCAUUAGAGCCGGAUGGGAUGGGUUCCAUUGAACAUCGCUCAUAUAAUCGUAUGAGUGACUGACCAGACUCAAUAGAGACUUGUCUGUGUAUGCGGGUGCCCAUAGCUUGAUCGUCCAGUCAACACCGGACGAUAAGAACAAACCGCCAGUACCUCGCAGAAAGCCUUUCGAAAGACCUGCUCUUGGAGCAGACUUGAGGUGUUUGGUUGCUACCGAAGUAACCAUUCCAAAAUGACUUUCGUCUCCACUUUCCAGUUUCCGUACUUGUCGUCUCGAGCGUUGGCCACCUGCACCUAACGAUGCAUUGGGAGAUUGCACGGUAUAAAUGGAUCCCGUAUCGUCUCCACAAAUAAUAUUUCCGGAUUCAGGAGAAACUGCAAGGCAGGAUACGCUAUCUCCAAUUUGAAGAGACUCGACUGGAUCGCGGAGAUUAGCAAGGGACCAGAAAUUCACA
Molecule: messenger RNA, 1695 nt
Organism: Pseudo-nitzschia multistriata
Lineage: Eukaryota; Bacillariophyta; Bacillariophyceae; Bacillariales; Bacillariaceae
Source: the annotation of a GenBank genome assembly